CAGUCGUUCAGUCCAUCUUAAGAAACUAGAGGGCUAGUUUAUCCGUGAUCUUCGCAGUGUGCAUAUUUUGUACCUCGCAUAUUAAUUCUACCCUAUAUUAGGGUUACGGUGUUACAAACUUGCGACAGUUAUCCGCAUCGGUGUUGCGUGUCCGUGUUCGCGAUUUCUGCGUGAAAGUGACGACCGUUUCGGUGGAUUAUUAUUAUUUUGUACACAAGUUCUGUUAAUGCAGAUACCGCGCGCUUAGUGAUUUCCCGCAGGAUGUGCCAGCCGCCACGAUGAUACGCCGCUUGGGCGAUAUGGAGGGUCGGUUGAUAGUGUUGCUGCUGGUGGCAGCCACCCUCGCGGAGCACGUGCGAGACCUGGAGAUAUCCGAAGGUGCACCGGUCGGUACAAGGAUCGGUUAUAUCGGUGACGGUGCUACGUCAGACAGUGGUCCGCCGUAUUUGAUAGUGCCCGUCGGGAAUGCGGUCAUGUCCGAUCUAUCACUUGACACAAACACGGGAGAAAUUAGAACCAAAGUUCCUUUGGAUCGCGAAAAACGUGCGAGUUACUCGUUGGUGGCGAUACCUAUCAGUGGCGAUAAUAUAAAAGUUUUGGUGAAAGUGUUAGACGAAAACGACAACGCGCCGACUUUUCCAACUGCGGUUAUGAACAUCGAGUUUCCGGAAAAUACGCCGAGGGACGUGAAACGGACACUGCAUCCCGCCAGAGAUGCGGAUCUCGACAUUUACAACACGCAAAGGUACAAUAUUGUGUCGGGGAAUGUGAAUAACGCAUUUAGACUAUCCUCGCAUCGGGAACGUGAUGGUGUUUUAUAUCUGGAUCUGCAAAUAAACGGAUUCCUAGAUCGAGAAACGACAGCGUCGUAUAGCUUGGUGAUUGAAGCUUUAGACGGAGGAACACCUCCGUUGCGGGGCGAGAUGACCGUUAACAUAUCCAUUCAGGAUGUUAACGACAAUCAGCCGAUUUUCAAUCAAAGCAGAUACUUUGCAAUGGUUCCGGAGAAUGCGACGGUUGGUACAAGCAUUUUGCGUGUGUUUGCGACCGAUAAUGAUGACGGUGAGAAUGGUCAGAUAGAGUACUCGAUCAAUCGUCGGCAGAGUGAUCGCGAUAGCAUGUUCCGUAUUGACUCGACCAACGGGCAAAUAUCCGUAAACAAACCUUUGGAUUUUGAGUCGAAGGAGCUGCACGAACUUGUGGUUGUGGCCAAGGACCAUGGCCUUCAACCAUUGGAAACGACGGCGUUUGUAUCGAUUAGAGUGACCGAUGUGAAUGACAACCAACCGACGAUCAACGUGAUCUUUUUGAGCGACGAUGCUACUCCAAAGAUUUCGGAAUCGGCCCAACCUGGAGAGUUUGUGGCCCGGAUUUCUGUGCACGACCCGGACUCGAAGGCGGAGUACUCCAAUAUAAAUGUAACGCUAACCGGUGGCGACGGACGUUUUGGAUUAACAACGAGAGAUAACAUAAUUUAUCUGGUAAUUGUUUCGCUCCCUUUAGAUCGGGAAAUGCAGCCCAAUUACACGCUGAACGUCGUCGCCACCGACACGGGAACACCACCAUUGCAUGCCUCGAGAACUAUAAAUUUAAAGGUAACGGAUAUUAAUGAUAAUGCCCCUGAGUUCUCCGAGGAUGUUUAUUACGCUAACGUUAUGGAAGUGUCCGAUCCGGGUACAUCUGUUAUUCAGGUAUUUGCAACCGAUAAAGAUGAAGGUAACAACAGUGCGAUUACGUAUUUUCUAUCCGAUACACCGGAUACCCAUUCCGCUUGGUUUCAUAUCGAUUCGCGUAGUGGUUUAAUAACAACAAAAGCUCAUGUGGAUUGUGAGACGGAUCCCGUUCCGCGACUGACAGUGAUAGCGACGGAUAACGGAUUUCCGCCCCUGUCAUCAUCUACUACUGUGUUUGUGACAAUACACGACGUAAACGACAACGAGCCGAUAUUCGAUCAAAGUUUCUACAACGUUACAGUCGCAGAAAACGAAGUCGAAGGACGCUGCAUUUUAAAGGUAGGAUGGUAUGCAUGUAAUAUCGCAUAUGUCAAUGAACUCGAACCCCAUAAACGUGAAAAAAAAUGA
Photinus pyralis (common eastern firefly) is the source of this 2081-nucleotide messenger RNA. RefSeq names its product protein dachsous-like. Gene Ontology annotation, cellular component: plasma membrane. The transcript has 2 exons. The coding region runs from base 279 to 2081 and encodes 600 amino acids. The record is from RefSeq and is a predicted model, not a curated record. Gene Ontology annotation, biological process: homophilic cell-cell adhesion. Gene Ontology annotation, molecular function: calcium ion binding. NCBI's taxonomy places the organism in Eukaryota, Metazoa, Arthropoda, Insecta, Coleoptera, Lampyridae.